Trichomycterus rosablanca is the source of this 5038-nucleotide messenger RNA. RefSeq names its product ubiquitin-conjugating enzyme E2Q family member 1 (gene ube2q1). The record is from RefSeq and is a predicted model, not a curated record. Lineage: Eukaryota; Metazoa; Chordata; Actinopteri; Siluriformes; Trichomycteridae. Bases 349 to 1488 code for a protein of 379 amino acids. The transcript has 13 exons.
UCACUGCGAUAUAGCUCUUAUUUUUUUUACAAUAUUUUUCACCACAACCAAUUUCCAAGGUUUAAAAUAGUUAACACGGGAUAUAUGACACACAAUGGAUGCUUCAUAUACCAAUUUUAGCUGUGCGUUUGUUCUCUGACAAAAAGAAAAGAGGCGGAAAAAACGAAGGAACACAGUGAACGCGUUGUUAUUAGCCUGCUAGCAAAGUUAGCAUCUAAGCUAACUAUCUGAAAAGCGUUUGUUCUGAACGUGUUUGGUUUUGUCUUUAUUGCGCACAUCCAUUCCCGGCUCGGCUUUGUGGCUCUAUCGGCUCCCGUGUUGAGCUUUUUCGCCGGAGAUGAGCGCAAGAUGUCGGUUUCGGGACUGAAGGCCGAGCUGAAGUUUCUCGAGUCCAUUUUUGAUCCGAAUCACGAACGCUUCAGGAUCAUCGACUGGAAACCGGAUGAACUGAGCUGCCAGUUUAACGUUACCGGAGACAAACUGCUCAUUAUACAUUGCAAUAUCACGGAAUCCUAUCCUUCAACACCCCCGAUAUGGUUUGUGGACUCCGAUGACCCAAGUCUGACACAAAUAUUAGAACGACUUGAGGAUGUAAGAAAAGGCAAUACGCUGCUCCUGCAGCAGCUGAAGAGGCUGAUCUGUGACCUGUGUAGGUUGUAUAAUCUACCUCAGCAUCCUGAUGUAGAGAUGCUUGAUCAGCCACUCCCUGCUGGCCCUGUCAACCAAGAUAAAAAGCAUGGUACCACAGAUGAGGUGACUUCUGAAGAGGAAGAGGAAGAAGAGAUGGGAGAGGAUAUAGAAGAGCUGGAUCAUUAUGACAUGAAAGAAGAAGAGCCUGUGGAUGGAAAGAAGUCCGAGGAUGAUGGGAUUGAGAAAGAGAACCUGGCUAUCCUCGAGAAGAUCCGCAAGAACCAGAGGCAGGACCACUUGAACGUAAGUGCUUAUUCGGGAGCAGUAUCAGGCUCUGUCCAAGCGUCUGAUCGUCUAAUGAAGGAACUUCGAGAAAUCUAUCGAUCUCAGAGUUAUAAAACAGGCAUCUAUUCGGUGGAGCUGGUUAAUGACAGCCUAUACGAGUGGCACGUCAAGCUUAGAACGGUUGAUCCAGACAGUCCUCUCCACAGUGACCUUCAAGUGUUGAAAGAGAAGGAGGGCAUGGACUACAUCCUUCUAAAUUUCUCAUACAAAGACAACUUUCCCUUUGAUCCACCAUUUGUACGAGUAGUGUCUCCUGUCCUGUCUGGAGGUUAUGUUCUGGGAGGAGGAGCCUUGUGCAUGGAGCUACUCACCAAGCAGGGCUGGAGCAGUGCCUAUUCCAUCGAGUCGGUCAUCAUGCAGAUUAAUGCCACUUUGGUCAAAGGAAAAGCCAGAGUGCAGUUCGGAGCCAAUAAGAACCAGUACAAUCUUGCCAGAGCGCAACAAUCAUAUAAAUCACUUGUGCAAAUCCACGAAAAGAAUGGCUGGUACACACCACCCAAAGAAGAUGGAUAAAAAAAGACAUCUCCAUUCAAACUGGGACAGAAUGUCUUAGUCAGCAGCAGUUUUUCACCUCCACCCCUCCCCCACAUCAUUUUCUUGCACUUGAAGAGUGUUUAUUCUCCAUGUCUGGAUUAUGUCUUUUAAACCUGGUGGAAUUGAAGAGUUAACGGGUAAAACGUAUUACUUUAUCCACCACCUUGUCUAUAUAGCGUCUCUCUGCUCAUCGUCUCCUGUUAGCUCUUCAUUUCCUGGUUUACUCCUGCUUUCUGGCUAUUUGGUUGACAGAGUGGAAUUAAAUACAGCAGGUUUUUUCUUUGUUUUGUUUUUUUUCCUUUUUUUUUUAUAUCAUUUUCUAUGAGAUGAUGCUAGUGGCUUUACUCAUGGUUAGAUGUCCGUUCUUCUGUGGGAACCACCAUAAAUGCCAAGAUUCCUCCAGAUUUUUGGAUGUUUAGGUCACAGCUCAAAACGCAAACCCAAAUUAUGGGUCAGAACAUGAACUGCAAUGUUAUGGAGACAAGAAAAUUCUGAGAAGACUCGGGCAUCAUCUGAAAUUGUGAUUAACCCUUUGCAAUGAUGGAGGCUAAAUACCAUCACCACUCCAUCUUUGUGUUGUCUUUUCUGGUCGCACACUGAAACCAUCACCAGGCACGCUGGACUUAAUCACUGUAAUGUUGUCAAAUUGAUUUUCACCUGUACGAUUUUCCGUCUGUAACUUAAAACUGCAUAGCAGAGAUUGAACCGCAUUUCAGACAGGACUGGAUUGCUUUGGAAACAAAAUGCCUGCAUUGAGCGGAACAUCCUUCUAAAGAUUUAUCGUGCAAAUAGAUUAAGGAAAAAUGACUGGAUAUCGUCGAGUCGACUAAAAUGGAAUACCUUAAACAUGUUUUUACGUACACAUUGACUACUGUUUUCCCCCCUGUGAGAAUGAAAGCUGUAUGGGACUUUCUCGUUAACUACAGUGGUAAGCAUUCCUCUUUAACCAGUGUGAUUCCUGCUGUGUUUAUUAUUACAUCAACACCUUUAUGUUAAUCUGAUUUUUUUUCAAUCCUUUUUGUGUAAUCUGGCACAUAGUAAUGUUAAAGUGUUAAACAGUUCAUGGUAAUAAGACUACACAAACCUCAAAGUUCUGCCAUAAAAUAAUUAAGGCUUGUUUAGAAUCACUUGCCAGUACUUUCAAAGUUUAAAACCACUCUUAUUAUAUAGGGUGAUUUAAAACAAUCUUUAUUGCCUUAAAAUGACCCCCUCUAAAAUUGAUGUCUAUAUAACCUGGGGAUUUUUUCAUUCUACUCUAUUCUACAAAUCCACAUCUUCAGCCUUCCUUGGUUUGUGUUAUAUUUUAAGAGGGUCAAGCUAAUUAGUACAUGUGAACUUCAUGAGCACAUUGGUCAUUUCAUUCAUCUUGAGUAUCUGGCUCAUUUAUCUCUGAGGUGUAAAUGAAACUAAUUAAUACCAAUUCGAAACACUUCAGACCCAGAAUUUAAAAAUAAUGCAAUAUAAUAAUGGCUCUGGUGCAUGUUUACCUGUAGUCACAGCUGUUGGUUCAUGUUUGGAUAAUUUUUAUAUUUAUUAUUUCCUCAGCCUAGACAUUAUUUGAGAACUGCUUGUGUAUUGGCUUAAAUCGUUCACCCUAUAAUCUGUGGGCGAAAGCUUUAGGGCUAGAAAAUGUUCUUUUGCAGUAACAUAUCUGUAAAUGUCUUUAAACCCAAAUGUCUCCAAAUCCCAAAUGUUACACACUACAGCUUUAAAAACAUCGUUUUUAAUAUGCCAAAGCUCAAAAUGAGAUACAUUGUUAAAUGGGUGAAGAUUUGUUUGACUCGAGAUACAUAGAUGUAUGAAAUGACCUAUUGUGCAUAGUGCAUGGGGUCCAUAAGUUCCUGCUCUUUUAAUGGAUUAUGGCGGAUGGAUCAGGGAUACAGUGAUGUAAUAUUUAGUAUUAUUGUCUCAGUCUUAACUGGUGUGUUUUGGUAUUAAUUUAAUACUUUCUGAACAGACACAACAAAGAUCAGACGUUUAAACACAAACUGUCCUUAAGCCUGCCACAAUCACCUUUUUGAUUUUGCAGUCAUCCCCAUACUGUGAGAAUAUCAUUGGGAUUAGUAUCAAGUAUUUCACAGAGCCCUUAAAAUUGGUUUAUAAGUCUAACAACAGUAAUGUGUUUACCACACUGAAGGUUUAAGCCCUGUUGAUGGAACAGCCAUUGUAAUUAAAACUCAAAACAGCAUAAUUGGCUCUUUCACAGAAGGCUGUGAGCCCGUUUUCAGUAUGGGGCAGAAAGUAUCCCAAUCCAAGUGACACUGCAUAUAGUAUAAUAUUGGAAUUUUCCUUUUUUAGAUUCUAAAUUGUUAACCCUUGGUUUAAGUGCAGUAAGGCUACAUUCACAUUGAUGUUUUGAGCAUUCAUCAGCACAGAGCCCAGCAACAUUAUAGAUUUUUUACACCGUACCAGUCGAGAUUGCUUUAAGUUCUUAGAUUAUUAGAUUUUGUGUGCUGGAUGCUGCCUUUUUUUUUUUUUUGGCCAACACUGAUAUGACACUUUUUCAGGUCAUGACUAAGUCUAUUUAUUUUCCAUUACAGCUUAAAAAAUAAUCGUCCACUGAUAGUCAUCUGUUAAAAGCUAACAUGUUACCACAUUAAUGUGUCUAAUUUAGGUCACUCAAAAUGUCCUCGUGAAUGCAGACCUACUUCAGUUUGCCAGGGUUUAGUAUGUCCUCAACCUGAAGACUUUAGCCUAUAUUAACUCAUGCAGGUUAAUACUGGGGUGGCCCAAACAUGUUAACUUAAUAUAGUAACUAAAGUGCUGUAGGUUUGCACAGUUUUGUCUCCUCCUUUUUUUCUUUUUUAAAUCUAAAUGUUUCCCAAUUCUAGUUGCUUUCAUUGUUUUUAUGGUAACCCUCAUUUACUGUUCCAAAGUCUAAAAAGAGUUUGAUCCUCAUUUAUCAUUUUGGAACGUAAAGAUUGUUGGAUAUUAUUGAACUCCUGGGCUGCGUUUCUGUCUGUUGAAGGGUGAGUUGGUUUGACGUCUCACCACAGUCUCUCAGACAAGUUUGCUCAUGUUUUUCUGGGUGUGUUCUGAACUCCAGCAGCAGGUGAUGGUUGGCUUAAAACAUAUACAAUACAAUAAAACCACAUUACAACACGCUGUGCUGUUUCUCAUUAAAGCAGAUUAGUUGUGGCAUCUUUCAAACCUCUUGUAACUAAACGGAAAUGCUUAUUCGCUUUAUUGAUGAUCACUGUGGUUUAAAGUGACUGGUACACAAGGAGCAUUUAGUAACGGCAACAUGCGAUCCACUAAAAUCAUGACCCUGUCAAAUGGAGAAGAAUUUACACAAAUCCAGAGGGAUUGGUUGUCGUUAUUGGGUGUAAAUUCAAAUUGUAAUCAUUUGAACUUUUGAUUAAAUCUCUGAGCAGUUUUCAAUUAGUUUUGUUAGUUGAUGAAGGGGUUAUGCACUGUUAGCAUGCAUUGGUUUUAUUUUGCUUUUUUCUUUCCAUUGUGUAAUUUUGACCAUGUACAGUACAAUUUGUAAACUUGCAUCAAGUUUAUGAAUAAAGAAUUUUAAGAAAUA